This is a messenger RNA of Protomyces lactucae-debilis, 861 nucleotides long. RefSeq lists its product as uncharacterized. Gene Ontology annotation, molecular function: 3'-tRNA processing endoribonuclease activity. Gene Ontology annotation, cellular component: nucleus. The transcript is spliced from 4 exons. Bases 1 to 861 code for a protein of 286 amino acids. Lineage: Eukaryota; Fungi; Ascomycota; Taphrinomycetes; Taphrinales; Protomycetaceae. The record is from RefSeq and is a predicted model, not a curated record.
AUGCACAUGUUUCCAAGGCAAGUCCGUCCCAUCUUUGAUGUUAUAAGACUGACCAGUGGCCAGAAGUCAAGCAAAGAUCGAUCUGCCUCCUCGUCUCGCAAGUCUGGAAGAACAUCAAAGCUAUCACGCAGAGCACAGGACGCUGAGCAAGGCAGCACUACUAUGACCAAGGCCAAGACUGCAGCAUCACAAGCGAAAAAGGCGCGCAAGUCUGCCAAGAAGGCCAAGAAAGCGGCAGCACCUCUUCUGGUUCAGCAUAUCCAGCAAUCAUCCCUUCGCUUCACCGUCGAUGCAGUGGCCAUUCAAGACAGCGACCCCGCCCUUGGCUUCGUCUUUAGCGGAGCAGACUUUGUGGAGAUCACACAACAGACAUCCAGUACUCUCAUGGCUGCAUUUUGCAAUGCUAAUGCAGAACGCCGGGCAACAUUAUCAGCGCUCAAAGCCGGUCAUGCCAUCUCGCUACCUACAGGCAGCACACUCAGCGAUACUCUCGUUUCGGUACGAGAGCGUGCAGCAAAUCGAGGACAUAGUAAACCUGGAGUAGCAGGCGCUCUUGCAUCGGCGUGCCAGGCAAAGAUACUUGUGUUGACGCACUUUUCAAGUCGAUAUGGUGGCAAAGGACAACAGGCAAGGCACUGUAUGCGGCUAUGUGAGCAAAUUGCUCAACAAGCAUCAUCGGCAACACAAGAGACUCUCGAGUUGCUGUUUGCAGACGAUUCCCAACGCAAAGGUCCGGCAGCCGUCUCGCAUAGUGCAAAGCAGCGCAAUGGUGCCAUGGCCUUUUACGGUUACAAAGGCAAAGUCAUUGCUGCUUCCGAUGGUAUUAUGCUAGACAUUCCUCGUCCUCGAGUGUUAAGGUAA